Messenger RNA from Vespa mandarinia (Asian giant hornet), 444 nucleotides. RefSeq lists its product as uncharacterized. NCBI's taxonomy places the organism in Eukaryota, Metazoa, Arthropoda, Insecta, Hymenoptera, Vespidae. The record is from RefSeq and is a predicted model, not a curated record.
AUGGUUGGCGCAGUACUUCGCCUUAUGCUUGAGGACAGGAAGGUUCCGGACAGCGUACCUAUAUCCGUGAUUGGUGAACUGGGGAAACUAUUCAAGCGGGUAAAUGUUGACUGGAUCAACAGCUUCUUAGAGGAGACUCGGACCCUUUCGCCAUCACAAUAUGGAUUUAGGUCGGGAAGAUCCACCGCGGAUGCUGUCCUAGAUGUUAAAAACUUCGUGGUGGCAUCGACGCGGUUCAGGAAGGUGGUUAUCCUGGUGAGCCUCGAUUUCUCGGACGCUUCCAGAUCCUUGCCGUGGGCCGUUAUCGUUAGGGCGAUGGAGCGUGAAAAUUGUCCACGCUACCUGGUGAACAUUAUCAGGAGCUACAUGGAAAAUCGCGCAAUCGCGUUUUCGGACAAGUAUGGACGCGCUGUGGAAAGACACGUGUAUUGUGGGGUCCUAUAG